Messenger RNA from Ostertagia ostertagi, 705 nucleotides. The record is from the annotation of a GenBank genome assembly. NCBI's taxonomy places the organism in Eukaryota, Metazoa, Nematoda, Chromadorea, Rhabditida, Trichostrongylidae.
AUGCCCGUUGCGCAGAUGAUACAGGUAUUGAGCAAUACGCCCGCCAAUGCCAUUGCAACGAUUGAGCUGAUUAAAAACCCAUCCGCAAAAUAUGAUGCGGCCGGUACGGCAGGACUGAUCAAUAUCGUGUCAAAAAAGGAAGUGCUGCACCUGGUGGGGCUUUCAGGCACCGGCAAUAAGAAAACCGGUCAGUUUUCGCUGGGCAUGAAACAGCGCUUAAGCAUCGCGAUCGCCUUACUGCACAACCCUUCGCUGCUGAUAUUAGAUGAACCGACCAAUGGCCUGGACCCGAAUGGGAUCCUGGAAAUGAGGGAGAUGCUGAAAACACUGAACAGGGAGCAGGGGAUCACCAUGGUUAUAUCCAGCCACCUGUUGCCGGAGGUGGAAAAGAUAGCCACCCAUACCGGUAUCAUUCACAAGGGGCGAAUGCUGUUCCAGGGUACCCUGGCUGAAUUGCAGUUGCAGCAGCAAUCACAGGCGAUCACGCUUUUCAGCACCAGCAACCCGGCAGAGGCCAUAUCUGUGAUGCUGGCCAAUGGACUGAUGCCAUCGAUGAAGGAGCAGGCGGUACUGGUACCGGUCACAGACCCGGAAAAAAUCGCGGCGUUAAGCAGGCAGCUCUUUGAGCGGGGUAUUGAUGUUUACCAGAUCCAUACCAUGAGCAAUGAUCUUGAAUCCAUAUUUAUUGACCUCGUAAAAAAUUAA